This is a messenger RNA of Symbiodinium sp. CCMP2592, 4779 nucleotides long. Lineage: Eukaryota; Dinophyceae; Suessiales; Symbiodiniaceae. The record is from the annotation of a GenBank genome assembly.
AUGGGACCCUGGGGCUUUUGGGAUGCCCCCAUCUUGUUGUUGCCCAUCGCCUUCCUGGUGGCGAUGGUCUUGAAACCCAAGCCUAUGCCCACUGCAAAGAGCCUCUGGUGCGCGGCAGUCAUCCUGUUUGUGCUGAAGCUCUGGUAUCUCCAGGCGGCCCCGCUCGAGGCCUGCGCUUGCUUCAUCAAAGGCUGCUUGCAGGCGCUGACGCCUUGCAGCAUCGUGGCAGGAGCCAUCUUCCUGUUCGACUGCAUGGAGUCCGCCCAUUGCCUUGCAUGGAUGAAGGUACAGCUGCGGGUUAUAACCGAUAGCCACCCGGUGGCCGAAGUGAUGCUCAUCGGCUUCUGCUUUGCGUUCGUGGUCGAGGGGGCCUCUGGCUUCGGCACUCCUGCGGCCCUCGCGGCACCAAUGCUCUACUCGAUGGGACAUCCGAAGAUGGAGUGUGUCGUGUGCCUGCUGACUUUCAACACCUUCAUGACUAUCUUCGGCGCAGUGGGCACGCCCGUGUGGUUCGGCAUCGGAGAGGUCCUGCCCGACUUCGGUGACGAGAACUUGAUGGCGGUGGGCUUUCGUGCAGCUGUCGCCCUGAGCACUUGCGCUAUCAUCCUGGUGCCCUACGUAGUCCAGAUCAUUGUGCCCUGGUCAGAGCUGCGGCCGAGCUUGUUGUACGUGUUGCUGAGCACUGCGAGCGUCGUUGUGCCCUUCAUCGGACUGUCUGUCUUCAACUACGAGUUUCCGAGCUUGGCCGCUGGAAUCGUGGGGCUAUGUUUGACCACAAUCUUGACGCUCCGUGGCAUUGGCCUCGGUCCCCAUCAACGACACGAGAAGCGGACCAGCUCGAAGGAGGCCGCCGUACCAUCUUCCGCUGCGGUGCUCGAAGCCGUGGAAGAACACGAGGAACCCGUGGAGCAGGAGAAGGUCUUGGAGCCGGAGAAUACUUUGAAGGACCUGAUAGACUUGGAGGCGCCAGCUGCGGGCGUGCACUUUGUCUCCGGGACGAUCAAAGUGCCGUCCGAGAGCCAGGACGACCAGCUGAAGGCCAACAACUUCUCUUGUCGAAGUUUGAAAGACAAGGCCAUACACAGGGAGGUGGUCCUGCAGAAGAAGGCUCUGAGAUAUUUAUCCGAGCACCGGAGUAUUUCUGUGGCACCGGCGAAAGUGGUCGCGGCCAUCAACCAGGAAGAGGAUAUUCCGCAACAGCUGACCGUGAAGGUGGACGAUUCCCACGCAGAGCACUUUCACAACAACGUCACCGUGUUCGACUGUGUGUUCCGGACGAUGCCACUUUGGCUCACUGUCCUUCUCCUGAUCUUGACCAGGAUCGAACCGAUCGGCCUCAAGUCGCUCUUGCGCGAGGAUGAGCCGGAGAUUGUGAACGGCUCCCUCGGUACUUUGGGCCACUUGCGCAUCUCGGUCGUCGGGCGAUUCUCGCUGACCCAGAUCUUGGGGACCAACCUGGGCUGGACCUACGAGCUCCUCUACAUACCCUUCCUGCUGCCCUUCGUGGCCGCGGGCUGCGCUUCGCUCCUGGUCUUCCGAAAGGAGCUAGAAACCUCGCCGGGGACGAUCAUCGCUGGUGUGGCGCAACGCAUCAAAGGCCCGGCCGUGGCUUUGAGUGGUGCCUUGAUGUUGGUGGAGCUGCUUCGGACCAGCGAUGCUCUCAAGGAUGCCCCGGCUGCCAUCAUCGGGACACGCUUGUCAGAGACACUGUCGCACGGGUUCGUGGCCCUCGCGUUUCCCUUGGGGGCGCUGGGCUCCUUCUUCUCGGGCUCGACGACAGUGAGCAACCUGACCUUCACUCAGGUGCAGAAGGUCGCUGCGGACACUCUCGGCAUCUCCCCGACCGGAUUGAUCGGUCUGCAGCUAUGUGGUGCCUCCAGCGGGAAUGCUUUUUGCCUCUCCAACAUCAUCGCAGCCACUGCGGUGAUCGGCCUCCAGGUGCCGGAGGGCAUGAUCGUGAAGCGCGUCCUGAAGCCCGUGUGCGCCCAAUUCAUCAUUUGCACCUUGGAGAGUCGCCUUUCUUCGCUGCAGUUGGGCUUGUAUUUACACCACAAGGGUGAGACGGCUACAAGACCCGCAAAGCUGUGGGAGAAAGACAUGCCGCGAUGGGUCCACAACUUCGGGCCGGGAGAGGAAGGAGGAGCUGACAAGAAGGACCUGCUCGGAAACAAGGGGGCCAAUCUGGCCGAGAUGGCCUCCAUUGGUUUGCCGGUGCCUGCUGGCUUCACGUUGACAACGGAGGUUUGCAGCUACUUUGAGCAGAACGGGGCCUUUCCAGACUCCCUCAAGGAAGAGGUGUUGAGUGCCUUGACACUUGUGGAAAAGCGAACAGGCCUGAAGUUCGGUGAUUCCACGAACCCGCUUCUGGUGGCCGUGCGCUCAGGCGCUCCACCGUCAAUGCCUGGCAUGAUGGACACGGUCUUGAAUGUUGGCUUAAACUCCAAGACGGUGGAAGCCAUGUCAGAGAAAUAUGGCGAUGCCCGUUUUGCUUUGGACACCUACAGGCGUUUCAUUCAGAUGUAUGCCGAUGUGGUGCUCGGUCUCGACGUGAACUUUGAAGAGAUCCUGGGACGAACAAAGAAACGCCGCGGAGUGAAACACGACUACGAGCUCGAGGAAGAGGACUUGGAGAAGCUUGUGCGAGACUACAAGACCCGGAUUUUCGUGCAGCUUGGCCAUGAGUUUCCAACAGAUCCUUUGGAGCAGCUUUGGGGAGCGGUGAGCGCGGUUUUCAAGUCAUGGUCCAAUCCCCGGGCCAAGACCUACCGGGAACUGCAUGGCAUCCCAGACAAGUGGGGCACUGCGGUGAAUGUUCAGGCCAUGGUCUUUAGGAACAUGGGCAACGAUUGUGCCACGGGUGUAGCCUUCACUAGAAAUCCUGCCACUGGGGACAACCACUUCUAUGGGGAGUUCCUUGUCAAUGCUCAGGGUGAGGAUAUGGUGGCCGGUAUCCGUACGCCACGCGAGCUCACCCUGCAAGCUCGACUGCUCGUGGCUGUACGAGAGCAGCUCGAGAAGCACUACCGGGACAUGCACGAGAUCGAGUUCACAAUUCAGAAGGGCAAGCUGUUCAUGUUGCAGACCCGCUCGGGCAAGAGGACCACACCUGCAGCAAUCCGGAUCGCCGUCGACAUGGCCAGUGAAGGCUUCAUCUCCAAGGAGGAGGCCAUCAUGCGCCUGAAGCCGCAGCUGCUGGAGCACUUGCUCCACCCCACAAUCGACCCCACUGCGAAUAAGACGGUGAUCACCAAGGGUCUGCCCGCAUCGCCCGGCGCUGCAGCUGGAAAAGCCGUCUUCUGUGCUGACGAGGCCUUGCGUCGGGCCAAUGACGGGGAGCAAGUCAUCCUCGUGCGAAGCGAGACAAGCCCUGAUGACAUCCACGGGAUUCACGCCGCAGCCGGUGUGCUGACGAUGACCGGCGGCAUCACGAGCCAUGCUGCUGUGGUGGCCCGUGGAAUGGGCCGUCCGUGCAUCGUGGGCGCUGGGCGGAGCUCGGGUGCCGAUGCCGGUGCAGUGGACUUGGCCUCGAGGACGUUGCGGGUUGGCGAUGUUGUGGUGAAGGAGGGCGAGAGGCUCAGCAUCGAUGGUGCCACAGGCGAGGUGAUGCUCGGAGAGGUACCGACCCUGCCACCCACAUCCACAGUGCUGGGAAAGCAGUUCCAGACACUCAUGAAGUGGACCGACGAAUUCCGUAGCAUGCAGGUCCGUGCCAAUGCGGAGACCAUCGCAGACACCCGGCAAGCCAAGGAGUUCGGCGCCGAAGGCUUGGGCCUCGUCCGGACGGAGCACAUGUUCUUUGGCGGGCGGCGCAUUGUCGCCAUGCGGCAGAUGAUCUUGGCCUCGGAUGAACGGGAGCGUAAAGAGGCCCUGCACAAACUGCUCUUCAUGCAGCGGGAGGACAUGGUAGAGCUCUUUGAGAUCAUGAGCGGGCUUCCAGUCACCAUCCGGUUGCUGGACCCUCCUCUGCAUGAGUUCCUGCCACACACCGAUUCCGAGCUGGCCGCCGUGGCUAGGGCGGCUGGAUUGCCGCGGGAGCGAGUGAAGCGCCGUGCUGAUGAGCUCAAGGAGUACGAUCCGAUGCUCGGGCACCGAGGCUGCCGCUUGGGCAUCACCUACCCGGAGAUCUGCGAGAUGCAGGCGCGAGCCAUCUUUGGAGCUGCUGCGCAGGUGAAGAACUGCUCGCCCAAGAUCGAGGUCAUGGUCCCUCUUGUCGCAUCUUUGCAAGAGUUUAAGGCGAUCAAAAAGAUUGUUGACGCGACGGCAAAGGCCAUCCAGGUGGAGGAAAAUGUGAAGCUCCAGUACGGGGUUGGGAGCAUGAUCGAGUUGCCUCGGGCGUGCUUGCUAGCAGGACGGAUAGCAGAGGAAGCCGAGUUCUUCAGCUUCGGCACCAACGACCUGACCCAGACAACGUAUGGGCUGAGUCGAGAUGAUGUCGGGAACUUCAUGAGCACCUACAAGUCCAAAGGCGUGAUGGAAGAGGAUCCCUUUGUCAGGCUUGAUGAGGAGGGCGUCGGGGAGCUCAUUAGCUUGGCCGUGGAGCGAGGGCGGAAGACGCGUCCCGGCAUGGAGAUUGGCAUCUGCGGCGAGCAGGGUGGUGAUCCAUCUUCCAUCGAGUCUUGCCAGAAGCUUGGCAUCGGCUAUGUGAGUUGCUCCCCGUAUCGUUUGCCCAUCGCGCGGCUUGCAGCAGCGCAAGCAGCGUUGAAGGAAAAAGGCUUCAAGGGCUUGGCCAUCUCCACACAGGCUGCCAAGCCCCUCCGAACUUACUUUGGGGCCUGGUAG